UGAAAACGUGAGGCCAAGCUACUCACCGAAAAAGUCCAAAACGCAAACAGCACUCAGGCGGAUAUCCUUCCUACACAGAAACGAGGAGGUGGACAUACAAAGGCUGCUGCUUCGCUUCCGCUAAAGACUGUUUUUUUUUUGAGGAUUAUAACGCAACAUACUGCACUUUUUACACACCGGACCACCUACUGUCUGUUGCUGUUGGGGAUCACCACAGUUCACACCCCCCAUAUGCCUCACAUGGAGAGGAGCCUCCCCCUGGUCUCCAGUAACCUGCAGUAACUAUUGGACUCCCCAGAGAAUCAUUAACCACCUCAGUCUGAGUACUCCUUCCAUAACAUCCUCGGAUGGACGGACAGCAACUGGGGAAAAGAACACCAAGGUCACUGUUCAAGUAGAAGGAUCCUUUUAUUUAAUCGGUGCCUGAAGGAAACAACAGAUCGAAUACAGUUUUGAUGUCACAAACUGAUUGAAAUCCUUUUUCCAGGUCCUUUCUGUCUGGUCUAAAGCGUUUGGGAACGACCCAGAUUAAAUCAGCUUUGGGGCAGAGAAGUUGACCAUUAACCUCCCCUACUGAUUGCAAACACUUCUCCACUUGUAAGCAGCUGCUUCUGUACAGUGGAUCCUGAAGCAAAGUUCACUGUCACAAGCAGCAGAAGUCUGUCAGACGGAUUGACUUAUUAUUUUUCUCCAUUUUUGUGGGACUAACUUCAGUCUACAGCCAUGGCUACAGCAAGUUAUGGAUAUUACAGAGGAACUAUAUUUCUGGCCAUGUUUGUGGGUUACACAUUGUACUACUUUAACAGAAAGACUUUCUCCUUUGUGAUGCCUUCUCUAAUGCAAGAGAUUAAGCUGGAUAAGGAUGAUCUGGGCAUGAUCACCAGCAGCCAGUCUUUGGCCUACGCUAUCAGUAAGUUCAUCAGUGGCGUGCUUUCGGACCAGAUCAGCGCCCGCUGGCUCUUCUCCAUUGGCCUGUUUAUGGUGGGAGGCAUCAAUGUGGUCUUCUCCUGGUCCUCCACUGUCGCUGUCUUCUCUGCCCUGUGGUUUCUCAACGGCCUUGGCCAAGGCCUCGGCUGGCCUCCCUGUGGCAGGGUGCUGCGCAAGUGGUUUGAGCCCUCUCAGUUUGGGACAUGGUGGGCAGUUCUGUCCUGCAGCAUGAAUCUGGCUGGCAGCUUGGGCCCCAUUAUUGCCACAGUGCUGGCCCAGAGUUACAGCUGGAGGACGAUACUGUCUGUCUCUGGAAUGAUUUGUGUGGUGCUCUCCUUCGUCUGCCUGCUGCUCAUCAAGAAUGAGCCUAAGGACGUGGGGCUGCCCAAUAUAGAGGCAGCAGCCAAGAAGAGCAAAGGAGGAUCCUCCAGUAAUGAAAGCACCCUGUCUGAGUUUCUGCUGUCGCCUUACCUGUGGCUGCUGUCUGUGUCCUACCUGGUGGUGUUUGGGGUGAAGACCGUCUGCACCGACUGGGGCCAGCUGUUUCUCAUUCAGGACAAGGGCCAGUCUACACUCGUGGGUAGCUCAUACAUGAGUGCCCUGGAGGUUGGAGGCCUGUUGGGCAGCCUGGCAGCAGGUUACCUCUCUGACAAGGCUGUGGCCAAACAAGGCAUGAGAAUUUAUGGCAAUCCCCGCCACUUCAUCCUGAUCUGCAUGAUGGCUGGAAUGUUUGUGUCCAUGUACCUGUUCAGAGUCACAGUUACUCCUGACAGCUCAAAGGUGUGGAUACUCAGCUUGGGUGCUGCCUUUGGUUUCUCCUCUUACGGACCAAUAGCAUUGUUUGGAGUUAUAGCCAAUGAGAGCGCCCCACCUAACUACUGUGGGACAUCACAUGCUAUUGUUGCCCUAAUGGCCAACAUUGGUGGCUUCCUGUCUGGACUGCCAUUCAGCACAAUUGCCAAGCACCACGGCUGGGAAAUGGCCUUCUGGGUGGCAGAGAUCGUCUGUGGUGUCACCACUGUGGGUUUCUUCCUGCUGCGCAACAUCCAAACCAAGAUGGGUUACGUGUCCAAGAAGGCAGACUAAAAAAAAACAUCAAUACACCUCAUCCUCUGCAUCCAUAGGAAAACUGAAUAUUUUGAGCCAUCAUUUUAUUUUCAUAUUUUUCUUACUUGAUUUUUUUUUUAUAUAUCAUAGUAGUUUUUCAGUCAGUCAUAAAGCACAGGUGAAUAUGAAGCUCAUAGAAGUUGAGCAUUUUUUCCUCAGAAACCUGUUUUGCAAGGUGCUUCUCGACAUAAAGUGCUUACAGUCUAUAAACACUACAUCAAUAACAAGGGAAUAUAAGUGACUACACAUUUUGAAUGUUAUACAGUGGAAUGUGGAAAAAACACAACUAGAGAAAGGUUUUCUCUCUUAAUGCCACUGAACCAUUACAGUGACAAAACGACAAAACUUGAACCUGGUUCAAAACUGGUAUGUUUGUGUUUUUAAAAAAGCGUUGUAAUAAUGAAUAAUGAAUGGAAUUACACAAUAGAUCUAUACAAUGCUCAUCUUUUUUAAAGGAAAGCACAAUGUGUGGUCUUCAUUAUGAGAACAGUCAAAGAAUAAAUGAUACUUUAUGUUUUUCAGUCA
This is a messenger RNA of Toxotes jaculatrix (banded archerfish), 2559 nucleotides long. It is a transcript of the gene slc37a4a, whose product is annotated as solute carrier family 37 member 4a. Gene Ontology annotation, biological process: phosphate ion transmembrane transport; glucose-6-phosphate transport. Gene Ontology annotation, molecular function: glucose 6-phosphate:phosphate antiporter activity. The record is from RefSeq and is a predicted model, not a curated record. Bases 724 to 2013 code for a protein of 429 amino acids. Lineage: Eukaryota; Metazoa; Chordata; Actinopteri; Toxotidae. Gene Ontology annotation, cellular component: endoplasmic reticulum membrane. The transcript is spliced from 9 exons.